AUGAGUGAGUUGCUCGGUAUCCCACUUAAACGGACUUUGGAUGUAGACUUUGCCGCAGAGCUGUCAAAAUUAAUCGACUCCACCUCCUUUCAAACUGCAUCCUUUUUCCAAUCUGAUAUAUCAAAAGUUGCUGCUGCAAGGAACAAUGCUAUCACCCCCGAUAUAUCAAUCAAUGGGCUUGAUGCGCUGAAAACAUACUAUGCGAUGCUGCUGCAAUUGGAGAGGAAAUUCCCUGAUAAUCAGAUUGAAUUUACGUGGUUUCAAACUCUGUCACAGAAAUCACUUGGAUGCAGUCAGUAUUCAUUACAGUGGGAAAAACUAACCAUUAUUUAUAACAUUGGAUGCAUGUAUUCACUGCUGGCUUUGGAUAGCAACAAUGAUUCAGUAGAGUCUCUGAAAACAUCGUGUCUCUAUUUCCAGAAUAGUGCCGGGUGCUUUAAGUACGUAAUGAAACAUCAAACAAAUCUCAAGACGAUGCCAGUGAUGGAUAAUUCGACCGCAGACGCCUUAGCUUCGCUGAUGCUAGCACAAGCCCAGGAAUGCUUUUGGUUUAAAGCCGUACAGGAUAAACAUAAAGAUUCCUUGAUCGCAAAAUUGUCACAACAGAUCGUGGACUUUUACAGUGAAGCCAUCAGUGAGGCUCAAAGGGGUAAACUCAUUAGGAAUGACUGGAUCAAUCACUUGAAGGCGAAAAAGGCUUAUUUCAGUGCGGUGACUAGUUACAGAAUGUCCUUAUCCUUUAAUGAAAAGAAGCAGUUCGGAAGUAUGGUGAAAGCAUUACAAAAGGCGCUGCAAUUUGUUAAUGAUUCGACGCUAUCUUCACAAGCUAAGUUCAAAACGGUCAUCGAAUCUACUCUGAAAGAAGCUCAAAGAGAUAAUGAUUUCAUUUACUUGCAACAACUUCCUUCGGAACUACCAAAAAUCAAACCCGCUCUCAUGGUUAAGCCAUCUUCCAUCGUAACAUUAUUACCUUCGAUUGAGAAUAGUGAUCAGUUGUUCAAAGACUUAAUUCCAGUAGAAGUAAUGGACUACUGUACAGCAUAUAACGAAAGACAAGAUAAAUACAUUGAACAACGUGUAACAAACCCUCUCAUUUCCUUGAAUAAAUUAUUAAAAGAGUCCAUGACUACCUUUCAAAUACCGCAAGAACUUAUAACAAUCAGUGAAGCAGAAUUAGUUCAGUAUGAGGCAUUGCUUGAUAAUCUCCAUGUGAACAACAAGAAUAUACAGUCUGAACUGGGAAAAGCUGAGCAAGUCUUGAAGGAAGAGGCAUUAAGUGACAAGCAACUCCGACUAAAACACGGGACUUUGCAUUGGACUCUACCAGAAUCUUCAACCGUCAACGCAACAUAUUAUGAAAAAUUGAAAAAGCUAAAAGAGUAUCUUGAUCAAGGUAGUGCGAUUGACAAGCAAACAGAUGAGUUGUUCCAAAGUAUUGACAAAAAAUUGAUAACAUCAGAGAUUAAAUUACCGGAACCCAACGAUUCCUUGACAAAUAUGAUUAAAAAAGUCAUACAGGAGAGAAACGCAUAUAGCGAGAAAACUAAGCGCAAAUCCCUUGAAUAUAGAAUACUUCCAAAGAUAAUUUCAUCGUACAAAAAAAGUGGCAUAGCCAACUUUGAAGCUGUUUUUACUGGUCAUUUAAAGUACUUCGAUGAAGAUUUGAGAUACGUUAACAGUACGAAGCAGGAAAAUGCCAAGCUAAUCAAGGAAAUUGAGCUAAAUGAAGAAAAUAAAACUUCUGAGAGUGGAGUUGAGGCGAAAAAAAUGGAAAGAAUAGAUCCCAGAGAAUUGUAUAUCGAAGAUUUGAAAUAUUCCUAUAAGUUGCUCGAUGAGGUCAAAGAGAAUCUAAACGAUGGUACCGCGUUUUACGAAAAUUUAAUCAAUUCCACAAGUAACUUUUACAAUGAGGUUCAGGAAUACGAUGCAGCAAGAAGAAUGGAGAAAGUCCAACUUGACGAAAGCUUAGUAUCCGAAGCGCGAUAA
This is a messenger RNA of Saccharomyces kudriavzevii IFO 1802, 1986 nucleotides long. RefSeq names its product Rim20p (gene RIM20). Bases 1 to 1986 code for a protein of 661 amino acids. Lineage: Eukaryota; Fungi; Ascomycota; Saccharomycetes; Saccharomycetales; Saccharomycetaceae. The record is from RefSeq and is a predicted model, not a curated record. Gene Ontology annotation, cellular component: endosome. Gene Ontology annotation, molecular function: protein binding. The transcript has a single exon.